AUGCCGCGCAAUACCUUGGGAAUAGCUACUACUUCGCAUUUGAGCCGAUGCAGGUUGCGAUCAACUGGUUCAAGUCCGCGAGGUCUGUCCAACCUAGGCAACACUUGUUUCAUGAAUGCCGUUAUGCAAUGUGUGGCUACCACACCGCUGUUGCAUCCACACAUCAUUGAAACACAACAGCGACAAGAACUCAUUUUGUCGAGUCCUGCUAGCAAGGCACUCAUUUGUGCCCUUGGGGAACUUUUUGUAGGGAUGAAUCCGCGAAGGCAAGAAGCUGCUGACGCUGAAAGCUCACGUUCUCCUGCGAAGUUGUUGGGAGCCUUGUCGGCUCUUUAUCCACACAUGUUUGAUGGGAAUCAGCAAGACGCUCAAGAGUUUCUAGUAUGCUUGUUGGGGUUUCUAGGUGAUACUUUGAAGAGGAGGCCCAUAGCGGAGAAACCCUCGUCGCAAUUGUGCAUUGGAGACAGCAAUGGACGCCAUGACCGGGUCGUGGCAACGGAGUGGUGGGUCUCUCAUAUUGUCAACGAGCCCUCGGUGAUCAACACAUUGUUCUCAGGGCAAUUCAAAAGCGCACUUACCUGCACUCGUUGCGAACACCAAUCUGCACGCUUUGAGCCGUUCUCAUCGCUCCAACUACCGCUGAUCGAAAACAACCAUGACUUUCAUCUCCAGUCUCUCUGCAGCACCGAGUACCUCGGCGCCUCUUGCUCUCAAUGCCAACAGUCAACUCCUCACACCAAGCAGCUCUCGCUCUGGAGUCUCCCCCCAUUGCUCGUACUCCAACUCAAACGCUUCGAGCUGUCGACCAACAACGGCAACUACCAAUGGAAGAAGCUCUCGCACAACGUCGACUUCCCCGUACGCGACCUCGACCUCCGCGAUCUCUUGUCCCCCAUCGACGGCGGGCACGACGACUCGGAGCCUUGCACCGAUCGCUGCUUCAUCGACGCUCUGGAUCCUCGUGUCCGACGUGGCAUCGAGUAUCUACAGAAUGACCUCAACAUCCCUCUAACCUCCGCGUCUCGAAGCUGCAUUAAGUACGACCUCUACGCUGUGGUGAACCACUGCGGCCGCGGGAUCAGCUCGGGUCACUACACGGCGCACAUCCGUCGGCCGGACGAAACGUGCUGGUGGCUGGCAGACGACACCGUGGUGACCCCAUUGAGCGAGGACGAGGUGAGUCCAUCGUCCACCGCCUAUUUGCUCUUCUACGUGCGUCAAGACGUCGCCACGGGGGCCACGGAGCUCAGCGACUUAUUCCCGACCACUUGA
Phytophthora sojae is the source of this 1272-nucleotide messenger RNA. RefSeq lists its product as hypothetical. Gene Ontology annotation, molecular function: cysteine-type deubiquitinase activity. The coding region runs from base 1 to 1272 and encodes 423 amino acids. Gene Ontology annotation, biological process: protein deubiquitination. Lineage: Eukaryota; Oomycota; Peronosporomycetes; Peronosporales; Peronosporaceae. The record is from RefSeq and is a predicted model, not a curated record. The transcript is spliced from 3 exons.